CUGUCCUGACAAGCUAUCCAUUGAUUGGAUUGAACUGUCAGUAUGUCUCUUGGAAGCUGGUGUCUCUCAUGUAUGCUGCUCGCUUGUCUGUCCUUGGCCAUUGGAAGAUCCCCUAGCCCUGACCUCAGCUCUGGCUCUCCCAGCCAGCUAAAGUCACUAUGGGAUCGGGAGGACAACAAAAAAUUUGUGCACUUGGAGAAAAGCGAAGUUUUCAAACAAAUUUAUUCUAUCCGCUCCAAGCGUAAGGCCCAGUCAGGGCUUCCCGUUAUCCAUGGCGACUAUCCUUUCGAUGACAUAAACAGAUAUGCAAAGAUCUACUACUCAGGAGACAACAGUCCAGUGAUAAUGGUGCUCACCUACUCCCUGAAUAACAACAUUGUCUUAUCAUCCAAUCUGUACAGGUCAGUGAACUAUGGCCAGAGUUUUGAUCUGAUUAACACCCGGCUGGACUCUCAUGAAUUGAAACUCUCGAAAGACGUCCAUGUUGGAAAUACGAACGUGGUGUUUGCCGAUGCUACCUCACCAAAGAUAUUCUACUCCACUGAUGAGGGAUCCACUUGGCAAUCGCAAACAUUUUCCAUCUCCACGAUUGAUGGCAGGAGUUUGAUCUGGAACACACGACACGACCAAUGGGCUCUCGCUCAUGACAGCACAAAUAGCAUACUUUACCUAACGAAAGAUCUUGGCAAGAAUUGGAUAAGCUUGUCACAAAAUGUCGACUUACCUUCUGACUACCAAUGGGGAAAUCCUGACUAUUAUGAAUCAGGUUCCGUAUUCUAUAACACUUACGACCCAGCUGAUAAGCAACAAGGGAACUACACUGUGGGUCUGUAUGUUCAAACUCCUCCUUACAACAAUCCCACGGAAGUUGAUCCUAACCUUGGUCGUCAUGACGCCUUCGUGAUGGUGGGGCCUUAUAUCUUUGUACAGAAGACAGUCAAUGAUGUCGCCAGCCUAUACACCAGCUACAACAAAGGUACCUUUAAGAAAGCAAUGAUUCCAGCCGAAAUCCCUCACCAGGCGUACUAUGUGACUCAUAUUGACGAGCUCCAAGCAUUGGUGAUUGUAGAAGACAAGAGGAGACAGUACAACUUGUACCUCUCGGGCAAAGAAGGCGUGUACUUUUCUUUGUCUGUACCUGACCUGAUUUUCCCAGAUCUGGAAGUGAUUCAGGGAGUGAAUGGCACCCUAAUAGCCAACCAGUACGUGAGGGCAGACCCCAGUCAGCUGGCGGAUACCAAACGCACACUGAUCACUCUGGACAAUGGCGGUAACUGGGAACUAGUCACUCCACCAGACAGGUACCAGAAUAGCACCACUGUCAACUGUAACCCUCCCGAGUGCUCCCUGCACCUGCACAUGAGCACUACAGAGUAUUCCAGACUGGGAGUCUUCUCUCUGGACUCAGCACCCGGACUCAUCAUAGCCCAUGGGACAAUUGGGAACCAGUUGUCUGAUGAUCCAGACCUGUACCUGUCUCGAGAUGGAGGUGUAACUUGGGAGCAGACUUUGGUGGGCAGUUGGGGGGUCAACGUAGCCGACCACGGUGGACUGAUAGUGGCAGCCAGGGACUACCAUCAGCAGUCCUCCACUGACAUCAUGUACACGUGUAAUGAGGGACAGAGUUGGCAAGACUUUACAUUCUCCUCGCAGCCUAUGACAGUUUUCGGUGUCAUCACUGAGCCUGGAGAAUACACCACAACUGUCAGUCUGUAUGGCGUAAAGACAUCCGUCUCCCCACGUGUAUGGGACGUUGUGACGGUCAACUUCACGGCUAGUUUUGAGAGAACCUGCAUCGCAACUGAUUUCUACAUCUGGCAACCUUGGGACGAUCGCACAGACACUGACUGUAUCCUUGGUGCUGAUGUUAGCAUUGAGAGACGGCUGCCCAACACCUGCUGUUUGAUUGGCACAGGCUAUGUGAGGACAGUACUGGUGACCACGUGCGCAUGUACUGAAGAAGACUAUGACUGUGACUAUGGAUUCAAGCACUCUGAUGGAUUUGUUGGCCCAUGUAUUCGUGAUCAUGAUUUUACAUUGGAUGACCCCUGCUUGAAUGACAAUGUAGUUACCUAUAUGAAGUCAACCGGCUAUAGAAAGAUCCCUGGUGACAUUUGUGAAAAAGGAGUGGAGGACACAUUUAAGAAACAGUCAUUUUCGUGCUGUGCAUCUACGGGUCAGCCAACAGCUUUGCCAGUCCCUCAAGCUGCGGGUCAGUCGACAGCUGCUCUAGGAGCUCUGUUUGCACUCACACUGUUUGGAGCACUGAUCCUCAUUGCAGUGAUUGUUGUCCUGGUUAUGAAACAUUCUUCACUGAGGCGUCGUUAUCUCCAACUAAUGACAGCUGGUGAGACAAUGGGUGGGGGUGGCAUCAUAUCUUUUGUCCCAUCCACCGAGUCUGACAACUCAACACUUCUACAACAUGACAAUGAUGAUGAAGAUGAUGAGCCCCUAAAGCUAUAAUAUAAUUAAAAGGAUGUUUGAACAUGCUGCAACAGUUUUUAGCACAUAAGUUAGUUAAGCUACUUGUUCACAAUACAGUAUAAUUAUUAUUAUUACAAUCCACAUGCAAUAUUAAGUAUCAUGUCCAAUAAAAAAAGUUUGACAGUUGCAACUUG
Halichondria panicea is the source of this 2618-nucleotide messenger RNA. Its product is annotated as VPS10 domain-containing receptor SorCS1-like. Lineage: Eukaryota; Metazoa; Porifera; Demospongiae; Suberitida; Halichondriidae. Gene Ontology annotation, cellular component: Golgi apparatus; membrane. Gene Ontology annotation, biological process: post-Golgi vesicle-mediated transport. The transcript has 15 exons. Bases 43 to 2463 code for a protein of 806 amino acids. Gene Ontology annotation, molecular function: protein binding. The record is from RefSeq and is a predicted model, not a curated record.